AUGUCGGGCUGUUGCCAGGGGACUGAUGAAGCGCCGACGGGCCGGCUCCGCCGACGCCGUUCGAGUCAAGGUCAGCCCAGCGGUCUGGAUCGUAUGCGGCAGCGGAUUGAGCGUGUCCGAUCUUUGCUUCCGGCAGAUCUGCAUCAGUUUGUGCUGCCCGGCUGUGUCAGCUCCGUGAGUCGGUCUUCGCUGGCCAGCGGCUGGACGGGCGGUCAGUUGACAACGGAACGAGGUGCUGGCUGGCCGAAGAGACUGCGCAACGGCCUUCUCUGCGGCGAGGAGGAUGGUGAAAAAGGUCAAGUCAGGCGAAUACCUUCUCCAGAGGCCAGCAACCCUCUGGACGCUCGCCUCUUCCUCUCGAUCUCACGUCGCUUCCGUCGAUCACGAGACGGCUGUCAUUGGCGACGGCAUCUGAUGACGGCGCUCAGUGAUCCUGAAUUGAACUUGAAAUGCACUCUGCUCUCUCUGGAACCCUGGAACUCAUCUGGCCUCACUCGAAUAUGA
Molecule: messenger RNA, 504 nt
Organism: Protopolystoma xenopodis
Lineage: Eukaryota; Metazoa; Platyhelminthes; Monogenea; Polystomatidea; Polystomatidae
Source: the annotation of a GenBank genome assembly